AUGAAACGGAUUCAAAGAGCUUUAAGCAUGUCAUCUGAAACACUUGAAGUGAAAGCCCCGCCUUCUUCAAGAUUCAAUAACUUCACAACACCAUCUUCAACUAGCAUCACAUACCUCCUUGAUCUAACCUCUAAUCCAAUCGGCUUAUCGCUCAAAUCUAAUUCACACCUAAUUGCCUUCGCGAAAUCCCCUUUUCCAUCCCUCAAUAGCGGCACUUCAUCGCUGAUGUUCAAAUCAGCCUUCCAUGCCUUCAUCACGAAGGCAUCGUUAACUGAAAUACAAGUGAUUGUGUCGACGCCCUUUGAUUUUAGUUCGUUGGAUUUCUCGACGAAUUUGGGGAGGUGUUUCUAG
This is a messenger RNA of Lactuca virosa, 351 nucleotides long. The record is from the annotation of a GenBank genome assembly. NCBI's taxonomy places the organism in Eukaryota, Viridiplantae, Streptophyta, Magnoliopsida, Asterales, Asteraceae.